Prunus mume (Japanese apricot) is the source of this 1128-nucleotide messenger RNA. RefSeq lists its product as uncharacterized. Lineage: Eukaryota; Viridiplantae; Streptophyta; Magnoliopsida; Rosales; Rosaceae. The record is from RefSeq and is a predicted model, not a curated record.
AUGGUGAAAAUUAUUCCAGAUAGUGUGGGAAAACUAUGGAACGAAUGGGACGUUAGGAUUAUGGUUGUUAUCAGCCUGUGCUUACAAAUCCUGCUAAUACUCUUUGGAAGUCGACGCAAGUACAUUGCAAAACCCUGGCUCAGAAUCGUCACUCGGACGGCAUACUUAUCAGCAGAUUGGGUUGCCGCAGUUGCCCUCGGAAUGAUAUCCAGCUUCCAACAAGGAGAAAAUGAUCCAGAAAGUUCCACACAUUCAAACAGCAGACAGAACCUGAUGGUUUUUUGGGUGCCCUUUCUUCUGCUUCACCUCGGCGGCCCGGACACCAUCACUGCUUACUCAUUGGAGGACAAUGCGCUCUGUCUGAGGCACCUCUUGGGCUUACUUGUGCAGGUUGGAACGGCUUUAUACAUCUUUUUACAGUCAUGGACAGCAAGCCAGUACCAGCUGUCCUCACUAGCAAUACCGAUUUUUGUUUCCGGAAUUAUCAAGUAUGGGGAGAGGACUUGGGUCCUGCGUUCUGCAAGCAGUGAGAGAUUUAGGGAGCUGUUGCUCCCACCCCCUAACCAAAGUGAUUAUGCUGAGUUUGCCACUGAAUAUUAUUCCAAAGAAAUUCGGGGAGAGCCUGCAGCUUUCUCUUUGAUCCCUGAAGCUCCAUUUAUACCUGGAGUUCACCCCACUAUUGCUGAAGCCAAACCUCUCCAUGAAGCCUAUCAAUUAUUCAAAAUCUUAAAGCGUCUCUAUGCAGAUUUGAUCCUUGAUCAUUAUGAUGAACUAUGGUGCAAUUACAUGAUCAGCGACCAUCCAUUCGAUUACGUUUUCAAACUACUGGAGAUUGAGCUUGGCUUUAUGUAUGAUGUGCUGUACACAAAGGCAAACAUAGUGUAUUCUCUCACAGGUAUCAUUUUCCGCUCCAUCAGCCUCGUUUGCUGCAUUUCCACAUUUUUCGUCUAUUGUCUCGUCAUUGAUAAGCAUCAUUAUUCAACCAUUGAUGUGGCUAUCACUUACUUGUUGUCUGUUGGAGCCAUUGCCCUUGAGCUAUAUGCUAUCGCUGCUCUAGUUCUCACAGACUGGACACAAUAUUGGUUAAGCAAGUAUAAACAUUGGUUAACCAGCCUAAAUAUUGGUUAA